This is a messenger RNA of Tribolium castaneum (red flour beetle), 1560 nucleotides long. It is a transcript of the gene wkd, whose product is annotated as whacked. The coding region runs from base 281 to 1348 and encodes 355 amino acids. Lineage: Eukaryota; Metazoa; Arthropoda; Insecta; Coleoptera; Tenebrionidae. The transcript is spliced from 2 exons. The record is from RefSeq and is a predicted model, not a curated record.
GUUGUCAGACCUGCCUCAUCAGGCCCACCAACCUCAAUCAACUGUCACUUUUUGUCAACAUAGCUAGACUCGCCCCCCGACUAAUAAAUUAAUCACCAAUUAAUUACAAACGCCGUCCACGUCCGAAUUUUAAUUCCGUACGUGAGUGUGCCACUGUGUGCGUUCUAUUACAUCCAGUUGAAACGCGCCCCGAAAAUGGUCGCCGACGAGUCGACGACUUGAAAACAUAUUGCGAAACUUGGUAAAUAUCAAUGUGAAAAGUGAACCAACAGCCCCCGGAAUGGCAUCGUCGUUCAACGCUGACACGAUCUCCGAAUGCAGUGAAGCCAGCACGCUGAUUGACGGCAGUGUCAUUUCGACAGUACCGGACCGACAUGGCUUUUUAGGGGGCGCACAGUACUCGCCCGAGCCGAGACAAGGGCCCCCGCCCGAAAUCGUGCUCCGGAGGGAGCGCAAGUGGCUGAAAAUGCUGUCGCAGUGGAAUUUCUACAUGGACAGGAAUUACAGGAAGAUUAAGGAGAGGUGCCGGAAAGGCAUCCCCAUGUCGAUUCGCCCCCGCGCUUGGCUCUACCUCUGCGGUGGCAAACUCCUAAUGGACAAAAACCAGCACGUGUACGAGGAGUGUUUACGUGCCGAAGGCGACCCCAAAUGCAUCGACGACAUAAAAAAAGACAUCCACCGUCAAUUCCCCACCCACGAAAUGUUCAGUUCCGAAGACAAACCCGGCCAGACCGAGCUUUUCAACGUCCUCAAAGCCUACACAGUCCAGAACCCCAAAAUCGGCUACUGCCAAGCGCAAGCCCCCGUCGCCGCCUUCCUCCUGAUGCACCUGCCGGCAGUGCAGGCCUUCUGGUGCCUGGUGAGCAUCUCCGACCGCUACCUGGAGGACUACUACUCGCCCACCAUGGAGGUGGUGCAGCGCGACGGCCUCAUCCUCCAGGGACUCCUGAAGAAGGUGUGUCCUGCGGCGUACAAGCACCUCAAGAAGGUGAACGCAGAGCCGAUGUUCUACUGCACGGAGUGGUUCUUGUGCGCGUUCACGCGGACGCUGCCCUGGGACUCGCUGUUGAGGGUCUGGGACGUGUUUCUGUGCGAGGGGGUGAAGAUUUUGUUCAAGACGGCGCUGGUUAUCCUGAUCAGUUGUCUGGGGACGGCGAAAAGCCGCAAACAGUGCCCUGGGUUGUGUGAGACGCUGAAUAAGUUGCGGAAUCCGCCGGAAGAGGUGCUGUCGGAGCAGAACUUGAUCAGCAAUAUUUAUCGGCUGGACUUGAGCGAGAAAGACUUCGAGAUGGAGCACCAGAAACAGACGAUCCGGAUGAAGAGCGAGAAGGCGAAGGGGCAGCGGUGAGGGGGGCUGAGUGUAUGAUGGUGGAACAGAUCGAAUAUAUUUCUUGUUACAUUUUUGCAUUUAUUAGUUAUGUUAAGGCAGCACCUGUUUUUUUCUAGUCUAAGGUGCAACAAAAUUCGUUUAUUUCUAGGUCUUUUCUAUUAUGAUGUUUUCUAUCGACUGUAUAUAAGAGAUGAGAUAAUUUUUCAAAUUAAUAAAUCUGAUGACGGUUA